Molecule: messenger RNA, 1389 nt
Organism: Penaeus monodon (black tiger shrimp)
Lineage: Eukaryota; Metazoa; Arthropoda; Malacostraca; Decapoda; Penaeidae
Source: RefSeq, a predicted model, not a curated record
UUGUUAACUGGGUUCUUUCCCCCAUCGCUCAACUCUUUCCGUUUCCCUGAACAACAUCUUUAUUCCGUUCCGUUACGACAUCACCCGCGUCAUCUCAGCGCUUCCAGGGGCGCCGUCGCUCACGCACGAGGGGCGGGGCAGCGGCUGACGGGCGGCGCAGGUGACCUACCUGUAGAAGGAGACUUUCAUGAUCAAUAACAAGUGGACUCAACCUCCUCCCCGCGUCUACCUGAGCGCGGCCACACUAGGAAUCUGCCGCACGCACGCACACCGACGGCAGCGGCACCCACCCAGCGUCCACCAUGGCUUCUCCCUUCCCUUUCCGCUGUCCGGCCCCAACCCCUUUCGCGAUGUGAGGCAAGGAAGGUCGAUCCGGAAGGGUAUGUCAUGGGGGGGGGACGGACCAGCGGAGAAGUGAGUGGGGGGGAACCUCGCCGGAAACCCCGUAGCCUACCCCCUCUCACACACAAACCCCGGAGUCCUGUUAUAGCGGCGUCCCCCUUGGAGCAUGACCUGGCGUCGGGUCGGUUCAUCGGGUCGCCGCCGCCCUCGGCCCUGCGCUCGCACGAGGCGGCGCGGGACGACAACGGCAACGCGGUGGCGUCGGGGCGGCGGGGCAGCGAGACGUCGAGCGAGGCGGGCGAGGAGGAGCGCACCGUGUACAAGCCGGCCAACCCCGCCCUGGAGGCGUCCCAGCCCCGCAUCACCCUGAACACGGCGCCCCGCUGCGCCUCCCCGCCGCCCUCGCACGCCAUCGUCGCCGUCGAGAACGCCACGUCCGUCGCAGCGUCCGGCGCCCCCCUCACGCUGCGCACCGUCGCCUCCGCCGCCAGCGAGGCCGCGUCCAUCCGCCAGGCUCUCACGCCGCCGCCCAAGCUGGUCACGUACAGGGCCGAAGACGGGGCCGAGGCCGUCCAGGAAUGGGUCCCCGACGAAGGAGGUCACGGGCUGGCCACUCCGCCCCGAAAGGGUUCGUGCCCCUCCAUUCGUGACCUGCCCUCGCCCGUCAUGGGUCGCCACUCCCUCAACCGCCCGCCCCCGCCCGCAACCACACGCAGAACAAGGUCAACGGUCAAGCUUACGCCCAUCAGCAAGUAAUCAGCUCCUGUGUCUUCGAUCUUGAGUAUGUCUUGGGUCCUCCUCGGGUCCUCGGCAUCCCGUAGGAACCGAGGUGAGGUUGACUUCAAAGGCGGAGGGCACAGAACAGUCACUCGCCAUCACGCGGUCCUCUCCUCGUCACGUGACCCCCGCCUGAUGACGUCAGAAGAGGGCGAGUUUUACCUGCGGGAAUUCAUGAAUCGGAGGUGGUACUCGAGUUCAUAUUGGCUGACCUUUUUCAAGAGGUUCUGGCGGUGUCUGAAGGCUGUGUGAAUCCUUCCAGUCUUAGGA